AUGGAGAAAACAAACGGAAGAGAGUUCCUGUCUACAGUGGACACUAGCAGAGACAACCUGAGGCUGGAGCUCACGGAAGAAGGGCUCAAUCCUGAGGGAACCAAGAGGACUGAGGAGCAAGGACACAGCUUGGGGAAUGGGCUGGGGCUUCCCACUCACCACAGGAGGUACCAACAACCUUUCAUCAAAGCAAGACAAUUCUGCAAAACACACACCAGCUUAUUCAAGAAAAUCCUGUUGGGCCUAUUGUGUUUAGCAUAUGCUGCCUAUUUCCUGGCAGCUUGUAUCUUGAAUUUCCAGAGGGCACUGGCCUUAUUCGUCCUCACGUGUUUGGUGGUCUUUAUCCUGGUUCAACGCUUACUGAAGAAGCACUUGGGUGAAAAGUUAAUACAAUGUCUGAAGCCCUUUGAAAACUCCCGCCUGAAGCUUUGGGCAAGAUGGGUGUUUGCAGGACUCUCCUUGAUUGGUCUUAUCCUAUGGCUGGCUCUAGACACAGCUCAAAGGCCAGAGCAGCUGAUGUCCUUCGCAGGAAUCUGCAUGUUCAUCAUCAUACUCUUUGCCUGCUCCAAACACCACAGUGCAGUGUCCUGGAGGACAGUGCUUUGGGGCCUGGGUCUUCAAUUUGUCUUUGGAAUCUUGGUCAUCAGAACUGAUCCUGGAUUUAUUGCAUUCCAGUGGCUGGGAAACCAGGUUCAGAUAUUCCUGAACUACACCGUGGCUGGAUCCAGUUUUGUCUUUGGGGAUACGCUUGUCAAGGAUGUCUUUGCUUUUCAGGCCUUACCAAUUAUUCUUUUCUUUGGAUGUGUGAUGUCCAUGCUCUACUAUCUGGGCCUUGUGCAGUGGGUAGUUCAGAAGAUUGCCUGGUGUUUGCAAAUCACCAUGGGCACCACUGCCACUGAGACCUUGGCUGUGGCAGGAAACAUCUUUGUGGGCAUGACAGAGGCACCUCUGCUCAUUCGUCCAUACCUUGGAGACAUGACACUCUCUGAAAUCCAUGCAGUGAUGACUGGAGGGUUUGCCACCAUUUCAGGCACUGUAUUGGGAGCCUACAUCUCCUUUGGGAUCAGCCCAGCAUCCUUGAUUUCUGCCUCUGUGAUGGCUGCCCCUUGUGCUCUUGCCUUGUCAAAGCUGAUAUAUCCAGAAGUGGAAGAGUCUAAGUUUAAGAAUGGGAAGGGGGUAAAGCUUCCCCGUGGGAAGGAGAGAAAUAUCCUGGAAGCUGCCAGCAAUGGAGCCACAGAUGCCAUAGGCCUUGCUGCUAAUGUAGCAGCCAACCUGAUCACCUUUUUGGCUGUGUUGGCCUUCAUCAAUGCUGCCCUCGCCUGGCUAGGGGAAUUGGUGGAGAUACAGGGGCUCAGUUUCCAGGUCAUCUGCUCCUAUAUUCUAAGGCCCAUGGUCUUCAUGAUGGGUGUAGAGUGGGCAGAAUGUCCAAUAGUGGCUGAGCUGGUGGGGAUCAAGUUCUUCAUAAAUGAGUUUGUGGCCUAUCAGCAUCUGUCUCAAUACAAACAUAAACGUCUCUCUGGAGUGGAGGAGUGGAUUGGUGGUGAGAAACAGUGGAUUUCAGAGAGAGCAGAAGUCAUUGCAACAUUUUCAAUCUGUGGAUUUUCCAAUCUUAGUUCCAUGGGAAUCACACUGGGAGGCUUGACAUCAAUGGUACCUCACCGGAAGAGUGACUUAUCCAAGAUUGUGGUCAGUGCCCUCUUCACAGGGGCCUUUGUAUCCUUUAUCAGUGCCUGUAUGGCAGGAAUCCUCUAUGUCCCCAGGGGAGUGGGAGUUGACUGUGUCUCCUUCCUAAGCACAAGUUUCACCAACAGCAGCUAUGAAACCUAUGUGUGUUGUAAAGAGCUGUUUCAGAGUACUUCUCUGAAUGGCACCAACACUCCUUCUUUUUCUGGUCCCUGGGAAGGCAAUGAGUUCAGUGCCUUGGUGUUUGCUAACUGCUGUGGAAUCUACAACCAUUCUACUUGUGUCUAA
Orycteropus afer afer is the source of this 1971-nucleotide messenger RNA. It is a transcript of the gene SLC28A2, whose product is annotated as solute carrier family 28 member 2. The record is from RefSeq and is a predicted model, not a curated record. The transcript has 17 exons. The coding region runs from base 1 to 1971 and encodes 656 amino acids. Gene Ontology annotation, biological process: nucleoside transmembrane transport; retina homeostasis. Gene Ontology annotation, molecular function: nucleoside:sodium symporter activity; purine nucleoside transmembrane transporter activity. Lineage: Eukaryota; Metazoa; Chordata; Mammalia; Tubulidentata; Orycteropodidae. Gene Ontology annotation, cellular component: membrane.